GAGCAAUGGUGGAACCGACAUGGAUAGAAAUAAAUGAAAUAAAGGGUUUUAUAACGUUUCUAGCGAGCAUCGAUUGGUACGAUCCGUGGUUGAUAGGAUUAAUCGCCUUUCACGUAUGCAUCACAUCGACGGCGCUACUUACGAGAAAUUAUGGCAACUUUCAGGUGUUUCUGUUCUUCGUCCUCUUGCUGCUGGUGUACUUUUCCGAGAGCAUCAACGAGUACGCGGCAUUGAAUUGGAGAAUUUUCUCCAAACAACAGUACUUCGACGAUAAGGGUUUAUUCAUAUCGGUUGUGUUCUCCGUGCCAAUAUUGCUCAACUGUAUGCUAAUGGUGGGAAGCUGGUUGUAUCAGUCGACGCAGAUGAUGGCCAAAUUGAAAACUGCCCAGCUAAAGCAACAAAUCCGACAAUCCAACAGCAGGCAACGAUUAAAGGACGAAAAGGAGGAAUGAGCACUGUGUCAUGUG
This is a messenger RNA of Anopheles maculipalpis, 467 nucleotides long. RefSeq names its product transmembrane protein 18 (gene Tmem18). Gene Ontology annotation, cellular component: nuclear membrane. Bases 6 to 452 code for a protein of 148 amino acids. The record is from RefSeq and is a predicted model, not a curated record. The transcript has 4 exons. NCBI's taxonomy places the organism in Eukaryota, Metazoa, Arthropoda, Insecta, Diptera, Culicidae.